ACCCUGAUGGAAGUUUAUGUAAACAAUAUCGCCAUGUGCCAUACCAAGAACAUGCAUGCAAGGUCAUAGCGUCACCUGUGAAUGCGGGGGCGUAUGCAUACCGUUGGUCUGAUAUAUAGGACAGGUGUGUCGGGUGCCACGGAGAUUGUUGCCAUGAUGCCACGGAUAACCUUCUCCCUGCUGUUUCUCAUGCUCCUGAGCACCUCUGUGACCUGGGCUGAGUUCACCUGGAAGUCUGUGUUUAAUGAGAACCCACUAAUCUACCUUAGAGAUAUUAACUAGAUAUUAUUAAGGAAGUGAAUUAGUAAUUAGAAUAUUCAAAUUCUGCCGAACAGUUGGCAUUUUUGUGUAUUAGCUGAUAGAUGACAAGUAACCAGAUGGUAGUGUAUGUUGUUAUGAAGUUCAUUAACCUUUUCUGUACUUUUUCCCCUGCUGGAAAUGGAACUGCGAUGGCUGAAGCCUAAUGCAGAAGAGGAUGAGCUCUCCAGGGCCACGUCUGCAGAACAGACAGAGAUCGUCAACAAACACAACACAAGUGCAACCCACUGCAAGCAACAUGCUCAAAAUGCCAGUGGUUGUGGUGAGAACCUGUACAUGGCCAGCUUUAAGAACUCCUGGAGCAACGCUAUCCAGUCCUGGUACGAUGAGGUGAAGGACUUCAAGUACGGUGUUGGAUCCAUCAACGGCCGCAUCGUAGGACAUUACACCCAGAUUGUGUGGAACAGGUCAGACCAGCUAGGCUGUGCCAUGGCUCACUGCCCAAACUCCAAGUACAAGUACUUCUACGUCUGCCAUUACUGCCCACCGGGGAACUCUCAGAUGACCCACCCAUACAAGUCUGGACCUUCCUGUGGGGACUGUCCAAAUGCCUGUGAGAACAAGCUGUGCACCAACCCUUGUCCCUACGUGGACCAGUACAGCAACUGCCCAGAGCUGAAACAACAGUGGGGUUGUGACAACAAAGAUGUGGCUUCCUGGUGCCCCGCCUCCUGCAAAUGCACCAAUCAGAUUGUCUGAGCAUCUGUCCUCGACUGCCAGUCAACAUGCUUGUCCAGUUAGCAAAGUAAUAAAGCUGAUCACCUAAGCAUCA
Messenger RNA from Alosa alosa (allis shad), 1090 nucleotides. Its product is annotated as cysteine-rich venom protein Cau1-like. The coding region runs from base 439 to 1017 and encodes 192 amino acids. Lineage: Eukaryota; Metazoa; Chordata; Actinopteri; Clupeiformes; Clupeidae. Gene Ontology annotation, cellular component: extracellular region. The transcript has 6 exons. The record is from RefSeq and is a predicted model, not a curated record.